Messenger RNA from Lactuca sativa (garden lettuce), 1697 nucleotides. It is a transcript of the gene RBP47B, whose product is annotated as RNA-binding protein 47B. The record is from RefSeq and is a predicted model, not a curated record. Gene Ontology annotation, molecular function: mRNA binding. Lineage: Eukaryota; Viridiplantae; Streptophyta; Magnoliopsida; Asterales; Asteraceae. Gene Ontology annotation, cellular component: cytosol.
UCACAUCUCUUUCCCUUCAUCCUUCCCUCUCACAAACAAGGAACUCUGGUUCGUCUCUCCGGCCAGCCCUCCGUCGUCGUCUUCCUCUCUCUACACCUUAAUAUACCGUCGCAGAGUUUUAGGUACGAGAGAAGAGAAGAUAACGGAGGAGAGGAGAGGAGUUAACACAGAAAAGGAUUUCAAGAUGCAGCCAACCAACGGCAGCGGCGGCGGUGAUUUGACUCAGCAACAACAGCAGCAACAGCAACAGUGGUUGGCGAUGCAGCAGUUCCAGCAACAACAAUGGUUAGCGAUGCAGCAGUACCCGGCGGCGGCUGCGUCAAUGGGGAUGCAUCAUCCGGCGAUGAUGUACCAACAACCACCGCCACACUACAUGCCUUAUCAUUAUCAGCAGCAGCAGUAUCAGCAACAACAGUCGCAACAAUCGCAAAAAGGCAAUCAGAUUCAGACUUCGAGCGAAGAUAAUAAGACGAUCUGGGUUGGCGAUCUACAACACUGGAUGGACGAAGCUUACCUUCAGUCGUGCUUCGCACAGACCGGCGAGGUAUCAUCCAUUAAGCUGAUUCGCAACAAGCAGACUGGUCAAUCAGAGCGUUAUGGAUUCAUCGAGUUCUUGUCUCAUGAAGCUGCAGACAAAGUCCUUCAAAGCUACAAUGGAACAAUGAUGCCAACUACAGAUCAAGCUUUCCGAUUGAACUGGGCUAGCUUCAGUACUGGAGAAAAACGCGCAGAAAUAGGCUCAGAUCUUUCUAUAUUCAUAGGAGAUUUAGCUCCAGAUGUUACUGAUACAAUUCUUUAUGAAACAUUUGCUGGUAGAUAUCCUUCUGUGAAAGGUGCCAAAGUUGUUGUUGAUACAAACACCGGGUGUUCAAAAGGGUAUGGAUUUGUUAGGUUUAGUGAUGAAAAUGAAAAAACAAGGGCUAUGAAUGAAAUGAAUGGUCAGUAUUGUUCAAGUAGGCCUAUGCGCAUUGGUGUUGCAACCCCUAAAAAGGCACCUAUUCAACAACAAUAUGGACAACAACAAUACUCAUCUCAAGCUGUUUUAUUAGCUGGUGGAAAUGGUGGAUUUGGUGCUAUUCCUCAAAACUCUCAGUCUGAUGGAGAUUCUUCAAACACAACAAUAUUUGUAGGGGGACUUGACUCUGAGGUUACUGAUGAAGACUUGAGGCAAACAUUUUCUCAAUGUGGAGAGAUUUUAUCUAUUAAAAUACCUCUAGGAAAAGGAUGUGGUUUUGUGCAAUUUGCAAGCAGAAGCAGUGCCGAGGAUGCAAUUCAGAACAUGCAUGGGACAGUGAUAGGGAAGCAGACUGUUCGUAUAUCGUGGGGUAAAACUCCUGCUAACAGACAGAGGAUGGGUGGUUCCAAUGGAAACUACUACCAGAAGCAAGGUGGUUAUGGUGGUGGUGGUUAUGGAUAUGGUGGACAACAGACUCAAGAUUCCGGUAUGUAUGGAGGUGCAGAUGCUUCCACUUAUGAAUCAAACGGGUACAACCACCAUCAGCAGCCUGUGAGCUGAUCUUCCUCGAUUUUAUUCAAAGUCUGAACACCAUAUGAUAAGAUUUUAAAAACCUAUUAAUGUUCCUUUUGUGGGAUAUAUAUUUCUCUAUGAAUGUAACUGGAAUUUUGUGAGCCAUUCUUUUUCUAUAUUACUGCUUAAAGACAGUUAAUUAAUUAGGACAUUUGAGCUUUUGAUUCUA